AUGCCACCGCGCAAGGCGCCGUCCAAGGGCAAGGCCCCCGCUGUCAAGUCCACGUCAGAUCACACCCCAUCGGCCUCGAGGUCUCGACGGUCGAAAUUGGCAAAAGAGAACGACAUCACCGCAGCAGAAGAGACGGAGAUCAAAGAAGCAUGGAAUCUCUUCCGGCUCGACGAUGUCGAGGGCUACGAAGAUGAGAAAGACGGUGUCAUUCGGACGACCGAGGUGAGGAGUGUUCUCAAAGCCCAAGAACUCGCGCCAAGCAAUCAAUCGCAAAUGCGCGAGUUCGUCGAGAUUUUGGACCCCGAUUCCUCUGGCUAUGUAACAUAUCCGCAUUUCCUCGCCCUGUGCGCCAUCCAGCUGAAGUCGAAGACGGAUGAGACCAAGGCCCAAGAGGUCCAAGCCGCAUUCAACCUGUUCCAUCCGGGACAGGGUCACGAUCAAGUCAUUCGACUGCCGGAUUUGCGGGCGGUGGCCAAGACAUUGAAGGAAGAUGUCAGUGACGAUGUUCUGAAGGCGAUGAUACUCGAGGCGAAUGGCGGAAAGGGAGUGGGAAGGGGAGUGAAUCGGGAAGAGUUUCACGCCAUCAUGAUCCGGGCAGGUGUUUUUCAAUGA
Messenger RNA from Rhinocladiella mackenziei CBS 650.93, 612 nucleotides. RefSeq lists its product as uncharacterized. Lineage: Eukaryota; Fungi; Ascomycota; Eurotiomycetes; Chaetothyriales; Herpotrichiellaceae. The transcript is spliced from 3 exons. Bases 1 to 612 code for a protein of 203 amino acids. The record is from RefSeq and is a predicted model, not a curated record. Gene Ontology annotation, molecular function: calcium ion binding.